AAUCAAAACGUACUUUCGUCAUUUCAACCCUUCUUCAACGUCUCGUUCUCUUUCUCUCUCUCUCCAUGGUCAAUCCUUCGCUUAUUCUUCCUCCUCAGCCAUCCUCAUUUGACUCUCUCUCUUUCUAAAUGCUCGUUUGUUAUUCUCUUGCAUGGGACCUUCCGACCAUUCGGAGCCCUAGAAAUUGCGCAGCUGAAGUCCUAGAAAUCCCCAAUUUCCGAUCUACAGUUCGUACAAUUUGAUCCUCGCCAUGGCCGAAGCAGCCUUCCAUUUUCUAUUGCCGUCGCGAUGGGAGAUCGAAGUCACCGUCGCCGCCGCGUUUUUCGUCGUUGCGGCCUAUUGGUUCUUCGCGUACGGCGGCGGAGAAGUUGCCGAUGGCCGGCCAGCUGCUGAGUAUUCGAUUGGGCCUGGAGAUGUCAUUGACGACAAAGAUAAGAUAGGCCAGUUGAAAGGUGAUCCGCAAACCAAUUCUGCAUAUAUAAUCAAGUUAGAAUUGUUGGCAGCUAAGAAUCUCAUUGGCGCAAAUUUGAAUGGCACAUCAGAUCCUUAUGCAAUCAUUACAUGUGGUGGGGAAAAGCGAUUCAGUUCAAUGGUUCCUGGAUCAAGAAAUCCCAUGUGGGGGGAGGAGUUCAAUUUUUCUGUUGAUGAGCUUCCUGUCCAGAUUGAAGUGACAAUAUAUGACUGGGAUAUAAUAUGGAAAAGCACAGUUCUUGGAUCUGUGACUGUUGCAGUUGAAAGUGAAGGUCAAACUGGUGCUGUCUGGUAUACAUUGAAUAGUCCAUCAGGGCAGGUUUGUCUACAUAUUAAAACAAGAAAACUCCCCGUAAACUCUUCCAGGGUUUUGAAUGGCUAUGUUGGAGCAAAUGCUCGAAGAAGGAUUUCUUUAGAUAAACAAGGGCCAACAGUGGUUCAUCAAAAACCUGGACCUCUGCAAACAAUAUUUAAUCUCCUUCCAGACGAGGUUGUUGAACAUAGCUAUUCAUGUGCACUCGAGAGGUCAUUUUUGUAUCAUGGCCGUAUGUAUAUUUCCGCAUGGCACAUUUGCUUCCACUCUAAUGUAUUUUCCAAACAAAUGAAGGUGAUUAUACCAUUUGAAGAUAUAGAUGAGAUACGUAGGAGUCAGCAUGCAUUUAUCAAUCCUGCAAUUACAAUUAUUUUGCGCAUGGGCGCCGGAGGGCAUGGUGUCCCGCCAUUGGGAAGUCCUGAUGGUAGAGUAAGAUAUAAGUUUGCGUCAUUUUGGAAUAGGAAUCAUGCACUAAGAGCUUUACAGCGUGCUGCGAAGAACUUCCAUGCAAAUGUUGAAGCUGAAAAAAAGGAGAAGGCAGAAUCAGCGCUGCGUGCACAUAGCAGUUCCCUAAAAGGUAGUGGAAGGCACACUAAUAGUCCUGAAGAUAGUUUGCCCAAAACUGGAAAAGUUCAAGCCUUCAUAAAAAACGAAGUUCUAGUCGACAUAUACAACGAUGGCUUCCCAUGCACAGCUGAUCAGUUCUUCAAUAUAUUGCUAGAUGAUGACUCAAAUUUUACAAAUGAGUAUCGUGUAGUGCGAAAGGAUGCUAAUCUCACAAUGGGACCGUGGCAUGCUGCUGAUGAAUAUGAUGGCCAAGUCAGAGAGAUAACAUUUAGAUCCGUGUGUAACAGUCCCAUGUGCCCUCCAGACACAGCUAUGACAGAGUGGCAGCACUAUGUUUUGUCAUCAGAUAAGAAAGUGCUGGUGUUUGAAACUGUUCAACAAGCGCAUGAUGUUCCAUUUGGGUCUUAUUUUGAGGUUCACUGUAAGUGGUGCGUGGAGACGAACUCUGAAACAUCAUCUAAUAUAGACAUAAAAGUGGGCGCACAUUUUAAGAAAUGGUGUGUGAUGCAAUCUAAAAUCAAGGCAGGGGCUGUCAGUGAGUACAAGAAAGAGGUGGACUUGAUGUUGGAAGUCGCCCGCUCAUACGCGCAGUCGAAGAUUGCUGGUGGCAAAAUUGAGAAGGCCCUCUCUCCUCCCUCUGUAACUCAAGCCAAUACUUAGAAAAAUUCUGACCAAUCAUCGCUCAAAGUUCUUUUAUUUUUUAUAUUUAUACGUGAAUUUUUUUCCCUUUCUGUGAUCGAGUUAGGUGUUGUUUCUUCUCAAUCCAAGUGUAGCUUUUCACCCUGUCUCAUUAAAAAAAGGGAGUGAGUGGUGUGUCUGUAAUGUUAUUUUGUAUAUGGCAACUAAGUCACGUUGGAAGAUCGACUUUGUAUUAUUGGCACUCAUUUGAGAAACUCUUUAUUUUUUUUAAUAGCAAAGAAUAAUUUCUUAUUAGACAAA
Molecule: messenger RNA, 2290 nt
Organism: Malania oleifera
Lineage: Eukaryota; Viridiplantae; Streptophyta; Magnoliopsida; Santalales; Ximeniaceae
Product: BAG-associated GRAM protein 1
Exons: 18
Coding region: 251-2011 (586 amino acids)
Source: RefSeq, a predicted model, not a curated record